Molecule: messenger RNA, 3188 nt
Organism: Nymphaea colorata (pocket water lily)
Lineage: Eukaryota; Viridiplantae; Streptophyta; Magnoliopsida; Nymphaeales; Nymphaeaceae
Product: peptidyl-prolyl cis-trans isomerase CYP57
Exons: 2
Coding region: 872-3151 (759 amino acids)
Biological process (GO): protein peptidyl-prolyl isomerization; protein folding
Cellular component (GO): catalytic step 2 spliceosome
Molecular function (GO): peptidyl-prolyl cis-trans isomerase activity
Source: RefSeq, a predicted model, not a curated record
GUUGUGGCCCAAGGAGGCACCCAAGGCUGUAAGAAACUUCGUUCAGCUGGCCAUGGAGGGUUACUAUGACAACACCAUCUUCCACCGGAUCAUCAAGUCUUUCCUGGUCCAGGGCGGAGACCCCACUGGUACCGGCACCGGACUUGGUGACGGGGCAGAAGAUUGGGAUUGGUUCGGCUAUUGAAGGACUCUACAGAUUGCCCGUGCAGGUUGCGUCUGCUCUUAUUUCAGCCACUAGUGGACAGUUGUCUGGCAUGGAGGACAGAUCUACCAUUAUGCGAUGGCACAAGCGGCUUGGUCAUCUUCCGUUUCCGUUGAUUAAGAAGUUGUUUCCUAGGCUUUUCCAUUUUGUUUCUAUGGACUCAUUCACCUGUGAAGUGUGUCAGUUGGCUAAACAUGUUAGGGCUUCGUACCCUAUUUCUUUCAAUAAAACCACUCGUCCAUUUGCUUUGGUUCACUCUGAUGUUUGGGGUCCUUCGGGAGUACCCACUUGUCGUGGUUUUUAUUACUUUAUGACUCUUAUUGAUGACUACUCCCGUUGUACGUUCGUGUACCUGUUGAAAGAACGUAGUGAAGUUCCUGUUAUUGUCAAAAAAUUUGUGGCUUUUGUUGAGACUCAGUUUCAGACCUCUGUUCAGGCUUUCCGCACUGAUAAUGCUAGAGAGUAUGUCUCUCAAUCCCUAGAUGAUUUCUUGAAGAGCAAGGGUAUUGUUCAUGAAACGUCCUGUAGUUACACACCUCCCCAAAAUGGCGUGGCUGAACGGAAGAAUCGUCAUUUAUUGGAUGUCACCCGGGCUCUUAUGUUCCAUGGCAGGUUCCUAAGCGCUACUGGGGUGAUGCACUUCUCACUAGUGCCCACCUUAUUAACCGUAUGCCUACCAGUGUGUUGCAGGGUCAUUUCCCGUAUUCUAUGCUUUGGCCUACUCAGAAUCCCUGGCCUCUUACCCCUCGGGUGUUCGGGUGUGUCUGUUUUGUUCAUAACCAUAGUCCCACCCUCAAAAAACUUGACCCUCGGUCUAUCAAGGCGGUCUUCCUGGGGUAUUCCUCCACUCAGAAGGGAUACAAAUGUGUUGAUCCUACUACUUCUAAAGUCUAUGUCUCCCGGGAUGUUACUUUUCAUGAACAUGAGGCAUACUUUCCUGUGAAUCCUCUUCAGGGGGAGUGUCUAGGGAAUAGUAGUGAAGAGUAUUCCUCAAAUCUGUUGAUUCAGUUUAUGGAUUUCUUGGAUUACAAGGCUAGUCACAGUGUGAUAGACACAGUCAGCGAUAACACUGGUAGUGAUGAUAGAGGCAGUCACAUGGAUGGGGACCUUGUUGAUAAUCAGUCCACAGCCCGUGAUCACUUGUUUGGCCAGGUGUACACCAGGAAGAAGACAGAUGUGGUUGAGAAUAUUGAUGUAACCAAUCCCAAUCCUGUAAGUUCCACGGAUGAACCAAGUCCAAUCAAUGAAGAGCUUCCUAUAGACUUGCGUAAGGGCACCAGGUCAUGUACUUCUCAUCCUAUUCAGAGAUUUGUUUCUUAUGCGAAACUUAGUAAGGAUUAUAAAUGCUUUAUUACAUCCCUGUCUAAGUCUGUGAUUCCUAGGUGUGCGGAAGAUGCUAGAGAGGAUCCUAAAUGGCUACAGGCCAUGACAGAGGAGAUGGAUGCCUUGGCGAAGAAUGACACUUGGGACGUAGUUGAUAUUCCCAAGGGGACUCAUUUAGUUGGUUCCAAGUGGGUGUUCAAUGUGAAGUACAAACCGGAUGGUACUGUGGAAAGGUAUAAGGCUCGUCUUGUUGCAAAGGGGUUCAUCCAAAAAUAUGGUAUUGAUUAUCUUGAAACCUUUGCCCCUGUCGCCAAACUGAAAACUGUGAGGGUCAUCUUAGCACUUGCCGUGCAAAAAAAGUGGAGCAUGGAUCAGCUUGAUGUCAAGAAUGCUUUCUUGAAUGGCCAUCUAGAAGAAGAGGUCUACAUGAGCAUGCCUCCUGGAUAUGCUCAAAGCGGAAAAUGUUGUCAUAUCAAGGAAGCCUUGUAUGGAUUAAAGCAGUCUCCUAGAGCAUGGUUUGAAAGACUGAGAAUAGUGAUGAAGACUAAUGGAUACAAACAGGGAAAUGGUGAUCACACCCUAUUAAUUAAGCAUAGAAAUGGCCUGGUAAGUCUUCUUCUUGUUUAUGUUGAUGAUAUGAUAGUCACAGGUGACGAUGAAGAAGAGAAAAGGAAGAUGAAGGAGAGGUUAGCUGCCGAAUUUGAUCUUAAAGAUCUGGGUAAACUGAGGUACUUUCUGGGAAUAGAGAUUGCUCGGUCAGAGACGGGGCUUGUUAUGAGCCAAAGGAAAUACACUCUGGAUCUUUUAAAGGAGACAGGUAAACUUGGAUGUAGGCCCUUUCUAACUCCAAUGGAAUCUGGUACAAAGAUAAACAUCAAAACUGGCAACAUCCUGGAUGAGGAAGGAAAAGGGCGGUAUCAGAGGUUGGUUGGUAAGCUCAUCUAUCUUACUCUUACUCGCCCUGAUAUUACUUAUGCUGUGAAUGUGUUGAGUCAGUUUAUGCAUGCUCCAACUGACUGUCAUUGGAAGAGUGCAAAAAGAGUGUUGGGAUACCUAAAAAAUGACCCAGGGAAAGGAUUACUAUAUACUCAGCAAGACCAACUUAAUAUUGAAGGAUACUCUGACGCAGAUUGGGCAGGGUGCACUAAUACUAGGAGGUCUACCACAGGGUACUGCAUCUUUCUGGGGGGUAACCUGGUUGUAUGGAGAAGUAAAAGGCAGGAAGUUUGCUCUAGAUCCAGUGCUGAGGCUGAAUACAGGGCUGUUGCUAUGGGAGUUACAGAAAUGUUAUGGUUAAAGAUUCUUCUAGCAGAUAUUGGUGUUGAAACGGAAGAGAAGAUGAAGAUGUACUGUGACAACAAGUCUGCGAUUAACCUUGCAAAUAAUCUCGUCCUGCAUGACAGAACUAAACAUGUGGAGAUUGAUCGCCACUUCAAACGGGAAUGCAUAGAUUCAAAGGAGUUGAUCCUGCCGUAUAUGAAGUCUGAAGAUCAAAUUGCAGAUGUUUUAACCAAAGCCUUAUGUACAUCUCAAUUCGAGAAAAAUGUGAGCAAGCUUGGCAUGUUUGACAUGUAUGCCAAGCUUGAGGGGAGUGUUAGAAUAUCUUGUAUAGGGAACCGGGUCUAGAUAUGGACCCGGUCCAUGGGCGCAGGUACCGAGAGUG